AUGGCUGGGCAGGUGAAGGACCGCGAGGCCUUCCAGCGGCUUAAUUUCCUGUACCAGGCCGCUCACUGCGUCCUAGCGCAGGACCCCGAGAAUCAGGCGCUGGCGAGGUUCUACUGUCACACCGAGAGAACCAUCGCGAAGCGGCUCGUCCUGCGGCGCGACCCCUCGGUGAAGAGGACACUCUGUCGGGGCUGCUCUUCCCUUCUCAUCCCGGGCCUGACUUGCACCCAGCGCCAGAGACACCGUAAAGGGCAGCACUGGACAGUAUAUACUUGCCUAACAUGCCAGCGCAGCCAACGUUUCCUCAAUGAUCCUGAACAUCUGCUCUGGGGAGAUCGGCCUGAAGCCCAGCUGGGGAACCAGUCAGAUUCCAAACCACCACAUCAAAGUAUAGUCUACCCUGUGACAGCCCAGGAUCCAGAAGAGAAAAUGCAGUCUCAAAACUCCAGUUCUCAAUGACAGCUUUGCCCUGUCUUCUAAGAGAAAUAAAGCUUACUUUCUAUUUA
This is a messenger RNA of Suncus etruscus (white-toothed pygmy shrew), 506 nucleotides long. RefSeq names its product ribonuclease P/MRP subunit p21 (gene RPP21). The record is from RefSeq and is a predicted model, not a curated record. Bases 1 to 459 code for a protein of 152 amino acids. Gene Ontology annotation, biological process: tRNA processing. Gene Ontology annotation, cellular component: nucleolar ribonuclease P complex. NCBI's taxonomy places the organism in Eukaryota, Metazoa, Chordata, Mammalia, Eulipotyphla, Soricidae. The transcript is spliced from 5 exons.